CCUAUGAUUUUCCGACAAGAUAACAUAAUAGACCAUGCUAACCAUGCCAUGGUUAAGUAGCAAGAAGAACAAUCCAUUUAUGAUUUUUGAAAUUAAAUAUACAAUUCACAAGCAGUUUUGAUUUUGGUCAUAUAUUGUUUGAUUGAUUAUUUAGUACUGGCUAAUAUUUUAUCAGCUAUGCUUUGUUCAAAUUUUGCAAAAAGGGCACAGAGUGGUUAUAGAGGCCCCUGCGGUAAAAGAAGGAAACUGCAGAUCACCAAUGGAAAUAAAAUCACAUAUCCAAGAAAUUUUGCUGUCGUAAGGGUAUUAUUAUAAGACAGUUGACCUGCAAAAUCAACCCCUCCCCCUCUUCCUCCCCCAGUAAUGUCUAAACUUGUUAUUGAUGAUUAUCAAUGUGUUGACAAUAUAAUAUAUAGUUAGAUUGCAUUUUGGUGGUUUAAACAACAAAUUAUCAGAAAGCUCCUCCGCAGAGACACUAGAUCAAAGAGGCUAAGAAGAAAAGCCCCCAGCUCCAAGACGCACCAGUAGAUUCCCGUUUACCAUCGCGAUUCUGAACACCCAGGUCUAUAGCUAACUGAAAAUGCCCAUCACAAUUUCACCGUGCUCGGGUGGUACUUGCCGUAACCACAGCCUGGUCUAUAACGUGACCAAACCAUUUCCACUGUAAUUUUGCGCCAUUUGUUUAUCGCAAUUCAUAUAUCUUUGAAAUUAGUAUAAUCCAUAAUGCCUGAAUAUAAUUGUGCUUUGUCUCCUCUUGGAGCUAAACUUGACGCUAAACAAUACAGGGUAUUUGGCGACCUGUGGACAUCCAAUGGACUAAGAAUAAUCUUGCAACUUAAGAGUCUACAGGGAUGUUACCCACUUUAGUAGACAUUCUAGGACAAUAAGUGUUUAAUACGUUUUGCAAGAGAAGACAAAGAAUAAGCUAUCAAGAUGCAAGCAACAGUUUGUUGAUCUUAGCUGGAGUCGUCGAAGAAAAGAUGUCGUUUCUUCAAAGAGUGGUAGGGGAAUUUCAAGAAGUGCAAAGAAGUAGAUUCUUCUUUAAAAGAGGUCAUCAAAGACGUUUGCCACUUUGGUUGUUCAUGAUAACAGUUAUCAAGGCCGAUCGAAAACAGGUUUGCCUUGCAUGGACAGAUACAUACAGGCUUGAAUUUACGGUUACAGAUCGUGACCUACUCGCACAUGUUUGGGGUUUGGUGAAAGGAAAUGUUUCUAUGGACUAUGCAAAACUGUCCAGAGCCCUGCGCUACUACUAUGGAAAGAGGAUUAUCGAAAAAGUUCAAUCACAGCCAUACACAUACAGAUUUAUACUCUCUGAAAACACGAUGCCAUAUUUACCGACACAAGAAGAGCUUUCUGCUCAAUUUAACAAGGGUGUCAAGCCGUCAAGAACAAAGUCUUUGCCAAACUUUCUCAGUGUUUUUGCACAAUACGUUGCCACCAAGGAUAAAGAAAUAAAACAAGAGGCUCAAAAUGACCAAAAGUGUUCCAGUACAACAUUACUUGAAGUCCCUGAACAAUACAGAGUUAGAACUAAGUCUCUGCCAUGCAAAUCAAAAUUUACUGCCUUUGAUGAAAGUUCAACAGCAACGAAAUCCUCAAUUAGCAAUUCAAACGAAUCUGGAUCAGAAUUAGACACUUCUUCGACAGAAGACUGGGCUGACCUGGAAGACGCAAUGCCAUUAUUUAUGAAACAGAAACAUAAAGAAAAGGAUCUACUCACAGCUUGUUUUAUGUCAAAUGACCUUCCUCUUCUGCAAUUUGAAGAUUUGAGAAGCCUUGAUGAGGAAUACAGCUCUGAAACGUCUGAAUGUUGUAGCCCUCGCUCUUGUGAAAUGGAGAUAUGCGAGGAUACUUCUUUCUGGAUUUCCGAAAUGACACAAAACCCAGAUCUCAAACUCCCCCAAAAAACAGAAAUGAUGGAGAUUGAAAACCUGACAAAUCCUCUGGUGAAUGAGGGGAGCUCUAUAAUGCAUUUUGGAGAUGAAAUGGAUAUUAUGCAUCAGAUUGUCGGUUAA
This is a messenger RNA of Rhopilema esculentum, 2018 nucleotides long. RefSeq lists its product as uncharacterized. Gene Ontology annotation, molecular function: DNA-binding transcription factor activity, RNA polymerase II-specific; sequence-specific DNA binding. Gene Ontology annotation, cellular component: nucleus. The record is from RefSeq and is a predicted model, not a curated record. Gene Ontology annotation, biological process: cell differentiation; regulation of transcription by RNA polymerase II. NCBI's taxonomy places the organism in Eukaryota, Metazoa, Cnidaria, Scyphozoa, Rhizostomeae, Rhizostomatidae.